AGGAAAAUCUACUCUGCAGGAGGCCUCCAGCUCAGGGUCGCGAAUCAACAGGCCCUCCUGAGUCAUUAUAAUUUCAACACUUGAGAGGCAGUGGGGAAAUUUGCAGAGCUUGUCCCGCAGGACUCCCGCCAAGAGUUCUCAGCUCUCCUGGAGGAGGGGAAAAAGGUUGCGAGGACCUCCCUUCAGGCCUCGUUGGACGCCGCGGACUCGGAGGCUAGAACUCUUGCCUCAGGGGUAGCUAUGAGGCGUAUUUCGUGGCUGCAAGCGUCCGGUCUGCCACCUGAGCUGCAGUACACAAUACAGGACCUACCCUUUGACUGUCAGGGUCUCUUCUCCCAGAAGACAGACCCUCGCCUCCAGAGUCUGAAAGACAAUCGCGUGAUUAUGCGUUCGCUGGGAAUGCACACGCCGCAGACUCAGAGACGGUCCUUCCGUUCCCAGCCCCAACGGUCCUACCCCCCACCUCGACCGAGACAGGACUUCUCCAGGAGGAGAGCCCGGACCUCUCGUAGGCGCCAGUCUGGCCCUCAAGGGGGUAACAACUCCGGUCCCACCAAACCACCGGCGGGACCGAAACCUAACUUUUGAAGGUGCGCUCGAGAGCACCGUACCAAUUUCCCCCCAGGAUCCCGCUCAGUUCGCCAACCGCCUCACUGCUUUCUUCCCUGCCUGGUCCCAGCUAACAUCAGACCGCUGGAUCCUCAGCACGGUGGAAUGUGGCUACCGUCUUCAGUUUAUUUCGACCCCGCCUUCCCACCCUCCCUCCUUGUCCCUCUUCAGGGACCCCUCUCACGAGCAACUCCUCCUACAGGAAGUUUCAAAGCUCCUCGCGUUGGGAGCCAUAGAGGAGGUUCCAGAGGCCAUGAGAGGCAGAGGGUUCUAUUCCAGGUACUUCCUGAUUCCCAAGGCGAAAGGCGGCCUCCGCCCCAUCUUAGACCUGCGAGCUCCGAACAAGUAUAUCAGGAAGCUCAAGUUCCGCAUGGUAUGCCUGGGAAACAUCAUUCCUUCCCUCGAUCCCGGAGAUUGGUACGCUGCUCUCGACAUGAGGGACGCAUAUUUUCAUUUCGCGAUCUACCCACCGCACAGGAGGUUUCUUCGUUUCGUAGUGAACCGUCGUCACUACCAGUUUGCAGUUCUGCCCUUCGGCCUCUCCUCGGCCCCUCGAGUUUUUACCAAGUGUAUGGCAGUAGUAGCGGCCUACCUCCGUCGUCGUCACAUCCAUGUUUUUCCCUACCUCGACGACUGGCUGAUUCGAGGGUCUUCCGAGGCCAAGGUAGCCGGGCAUGUACAGUUCAUCAGAGAUCUGUUCUCUCGUCUCGGAUUGAUCAUCAAUCUCGAGAAAUCCAUCCUACUCCCAACACAGGAAAUAGAAUUCAUAGGAGCACUGCUGGACUCGAAUCGAGCAACAGCCAGCUUACCUCCUCAACGGUUCAGAGCGAUAGUUUCUCUCGUUCAGGGGUUCCAUGCCUUCCCCACUACCACUGCCCGUACCGUCCUCGGCCUCCUUGGUCACAUGGCUGCGUGCACCUUUGUCACGAAGCACGCGAGGCUACGCAUGCGCCCUCUACAACUCUGGCUCGCUUCAGUCUUUCGGCCACGAAGGGAUGCCCUGGACAUGGUAGUCACAAUACCGUCUCACGUGCUGGGCUCCCUCAACUGGUGGCUGGACCCCGCCCUAGUGUGCGCCGGUCGACCGUUUCAUCUGACUCAACCCUCGCUAUCCCUGACGACGGAUGCUUCCGCUCUGGGAUGGGGCGCGCACCUGGGCCAUCUGCAGACCCAAGGGCUUUGGUCCUUACCAGAGCUCCAACUCCACAUCAAUGUCCGGGAGCUAAGGGCGGUCCGCUUGGCAUGCCAGGCAUUUCGCGAGCAGCUACAGGGCCGUUGUGUUGCCAUUUUCACGGACAACACGACGGCCAUGUAUUAUAUAAACAAACAAGGAGGAACACGAUCUUCCCCCCUUUGCCAAGAGGCUCUGAAACUGUGGGAAUUUUGCAUAGCCCAGUCGAUCGACUUGAUAGCCUCUUUCCUCCCAGGGGUCCGGAAUACUCUAGCGGACCGACUGAGCAGAUCGUUCCUGACACACGAAUGGUCCAUCCGUCCGGACGUCCUGUUUUCUGUCUUCCGGAGGUGGGGCUUUCCCCAGAUAGACCUGUUCGCCUCCAAGGACAACAGGAAGUGUCAGAUGUUCUGCUCCCUACAGGGCCGCUCCCCGGGCUCCCUCUCGGACGCCUUUCUCAUUCCAUGGACGAAGGGCCUCCUGUAUGCGUUUCCCCCGUUCCCGUUAGUCCACAGGGUCCUGCUCAAACUGCGCAGGGACAAGGCCAGGAUGAUUCUGAUCGCUCCGGCAUGGCCGAGGCAGUAUUGGUACACCAUGCUGCUCGACCUGUCCCUGGCGCCUCCAAUAUCACUACCUCUCUACCCGGACCUUAUAACACAGGACUUCGGCAGGCUUCGUCACCCAGACCUCCCGUCCCUACACCUGACGGCGUGGCUCCUGUCUGGUUGAACGAGUCUGAGCGCCAGUGCUCCGCCGAGGUCCAACAAGUCCUUUUAGGUAGCAGGAAACCCUCUACGCGGGCCACUUAUCUCGCAAAGUGGAAGCGAUUCUCAUUCUGGUGUGCACGGAGUUCCAUGGUCCCUACUGCCGUUCCAGUCUCUGUAGUCCUGGACUACUUGCUCUAUCUCAAGGGCCAGGGCCUAGCCCUCUCUUCCAUUAGGGUCCAUCUAGCCGCAAUCUCCACCUUCCAUCCUGGAGAGUCCGGUACUUCCACCUUUUCACACCCCAUCGUUUCCAGGUUCCUUAAAGGAUUGGAGAGACUCUACCCUCCGGUUAAGCCUCCUUCCCCUACGUGGGAUCUGAACCUGGUACUCUCUAGACUCAUGGGGCCCCCUUUUGAGCCGUUAGCGACCUGCUCCUUACUAUAUCUGUCAUGGAAGACGUCCUUCCUGGUAGCUAUCACCUCUGCCAGACGAGUAUCCGAGCUCCGUGCGCUGGUCGUAGACCCACCUUACACCAUCUUUCACAAAGAUAAGGUGCAGCUACGACCACACCCAGCCUUCCUUCCGAAGGUCGUCUCACCAUUCCAUCUUAACCAAGAUAUUUUCCUGCCGGUCUUCUUUCCGAAGCCGCACACCUGCCGCCGGGACCAGCAGCUGCACACCUUAGAUGUCCGCCGGGCCCUGGCAUUCUACAUCAGCAGAACUAAAGCCUUCAGACGCUCGCCUCAGUUAUUCAUAGCAGUGGCAGAGCGUAUGAAAGGUCUCCCUGUAACUUCCCAGAGGAUUUCAUCAUGGGUAACCUCGUGUAUCCGGACGUGCUACGAAUUGGCUCACGUCCCGCUUGGUCGCAUCACCGCCCAUUCUACUCGGGCUCAGGCCUCUUCGGCUGCUUUCCUGGCCCAAGUCCCCAUCCAAGACAUAUGCCGGGCGGCUACCUGGUCGUCCGUGCACACUUUUACAUCGCACUAUGCGCUGGUUGACCAAUCUCGAGACGAUGCCGCCUUCGGAUCAGUGGUUAAUUGGAACCAGCUGGAGCAAACCUUGUUCUAA
Messenger RNA from Chelonoidis abingdonii (Abingdon island giant tortoise), 3552 nucleotides. NCBI's taxonomy places the organism in Eukaryota, Metazoa, Chordata, Testudines, Testudinidae. The record is from RefSeq and is a predicted model, not a curated record.